CACUACAUUCAUUGUAUUUGCCAACUGGCUGCAGGAGGGUGAAGCUACACGUCUUGGCCGUUCCGAUAGUUGUGAUUUGUUCAGAUGAGGGGAUUGUUUUGUUGAAAGCUUUGGAAGUGAGGUGAGGCCGGCAGCCUUCAGUAAGCCAUACGAGUGACGGUGUUAGGCAGUGUAAGCCGAGUGUGUUGUGCUCAGCGCCGCAGGAGAGGUGAUGUUCCUAGUGGGGCAGGAGUAAGCGAGCAGUGGGUCGGUGGGCCACCUUCAGAUGCUCAGAUAACAGCGGCUCCAGCAUGGCGGGGCCCACGAACGCCCUCAUGUGGGCGGUUGUGGGCGUGUGGGCGGCCUGUACAGCUGGGGCAUGGGCGGAUUACUCCGAUAUCAUGGCGGUGGAGCACCCGGGCCCAAGGCGCUGCGAGCCUAUCCGGAUCGUGGCGUGCCAAGACCUGGGCUACAACCUGACCUCCAUGCCCAACUUGGUGGGCAUUGAGCUGCAGAAGGACGCUGAGUACCGCCUCAACUCCUUCAAGCCGCUCAUCCAGUACGGGUGCUCCUCGCAGCUCAAGCUCUUCCUGUGCUCCAUCUACGCGCCCUUGUGCACGCCCCAGGUGCCCACGCCCAUCGGGCCCUGUCGGGACCUGUGUGAGACUGUGAGGAACCGGUGCGCGCCCGUGCUCUCCGAGCUCGGGUACCCGUGGCCGCACUUCCUGAACUGCUCCAAGUUCCCGGCCCACAACAACGAGGAGCACAUGUGCAUGGAGGGGCCGGGGGAGAAGAUGCCGCCCCAUUCGCCUCCGACGACCUCCCCGCGCCCCAAGCCUCCCCCGCGAUGUAGCCAGUACGCCCACGCUCACAAGUACCGCUACAUCAACGCGACGGGCACGUGCGCGCCCCUGUGCCAGGCCAACAUCUCGUUCAACAGCAGCGACAAGUCCUUUGCGGGCGUGUGGAUGGCCAUCUGGGCCGUCGUGUGCUUCGCCGUCACCCUGUUCACCGUCCUGUCCUUCUUGCUGGACGCCGCCGCCUUCAGAUACCCCGAGCGGGCGGCCGUCCAUCUGGCCCUGUGCUACAACCUGGUGGCCGUCGGGUACCUGGUGCGGCUGGUGGCAGGAGCGGGUCGGGUUACGUGUCACGCGGACCCGGAGUUGGGGGUCGGAGUGGCGGUGACGGAGGGAGGACUCCACACCACGUGCGCUCUCGUCUUCCUGCUCCUCUACUACUUCAGCACCGCCGCCUCCGUCUGGUGGGUGAUGCUGUGCGUGUCGUGGCUCCUACGGGCGUGGCGGGGCUGGACGCACGAGCAGAUCCUCCGUCACUCGUCCUGGUUCCACGUGGCUGCCUGGGGGGUGCCUGCCGCGCAAGCCAUCGCCUGCCUCGUGCUAAGGAAGGUGGACGCCGAUGAGCUCACUGGCACCUGUUACGCGGGCCAGCAGAACACGGAGACGCUGGUGCGGUUCGUGCUGGUGCCGCAGUUCCUGUACCUGGUGACGGGGGCGACGCUGGUGCUGGUCGUGUUCGCUUGCCUGUGGCGGGCUCGCGGGCGGCUGCGGGAGGAGGGCAUGAAGACCGACAGGGUAGAUGUGACGGCCGCGCGCGUGGGCGUGGUGGCGGUGCUCUACAUGGUGCCGGCGACGUGUCAGGUGGGCGCGACCUUCUACGAGUACGUGGAGCGUGAGCGCUGGCUGCGCGACCCCAGCGUCCGGCCCAACAUGGAGGUCUUCAUGCUCAAGAUCUUCAUGUCGAUGGCGGUGGGGAUCAUGGGCGGCCUCUUCCUGGUGAACGGGCGUGUGCUCAACUCGUGGAAGCAGCUCUUCAGGAGGUUCAGCGCCCGCAAGCAGCCACUGCCGGCAUACCUGCAGCAGCCGCACAUGCCGCAGCCGCACCACGUCCACCUGCACCUCCACAAGCACCCGCCGACGCACUGCGUGUCCGACGCCCACCACCGGCCGCACGACGGGCCGGCGAACGUCCACGGAUACGUGUCCAGGAACCCGCUGCCGCCGCCCGCCAAGCACCACCACCAUUCCCACUCGGCGAGACACAAGUGCGGCUCGGAGACGCAGGUGUAACGCAGGAAGCGAGGGCGCAGCGGCUGGGCCUGGCGCCUCCGGCUCUCCCCUCCUCCGCCCCUGCCCCGGCCUUAUGGGGAAGGAACCUUAUCUAAGUCAUUGCAAGACUAGUUCAAUUAUUUCGGAUGGGAGAAAGCGUCCACUUCAUAUCGCAGUACAUAGACUUUGAUGACACAUGUGUUCACAGUAGUACAAGAUUACGCAGUUGAUGUGGAAAAAAAAUGCUUCCAAAGUGCCUGCCUGACAAGAGUGCCUGACUGCUCAUUUACUUAAAAUGACAAACAAACAAAAGCAUUGAGACAAAACAGUUCAUGGACAAAGUAACAAACACGGUGCAUGACGUGUUAUUUUGAUGUAUUUUUUCUGUACAGAAAAAGAAACACCGGCUGCCAGCCAUUUAUUUUCCCUCCCAUCCAUGUUUUGUGUUGUAUACAAGACGUGUGUAAACCAAAGUAAACACUGAAGCUUCGGGCUUCGAGACAGCUCAUGGUAGCAAAGGCUCGUCGUAUCCGACUCUUACACAAGAGUUUAUUGGUGCUUUUAUUUAUAAGUUUGUGGAUUUUUUUUUGUGAGGAAUACUUCAGAUCUUCUGUUUUUGUUUCCAAGAGAGAGGAAAUGUGUUUUUUCAGUGGAAGUGAUACAAGCGCAGUUAUAACAGGAUUUUAUUCGUUGAAAGAAGAAGAAGAUAAGAAGAGAGGAUGUUUUCGUAAAUGUUUUUUGGAAAACGAGUGAGAGAUGAAAUGAGUGGAUAAGAUUAGCUUUUUCUUGUUUUUACUUGCAACAACAAUACCUCAAAGUCGAUGGAAAUCCAAGAGUGAAUUACCAAAUAGGUAGAAACUUCGAUGUUCAAAAAAUUUCUUUAUUUCUUUAUCCCAGUAUUACAUAAUUCCAAACUUCAAUGUGUAUUAUUGUACUUUCUCCUUUCUCUCUUUUUAUACACAUUUAUUUCAAAAUUAUUCCAAAAAGACGUUCAUCUUUUGUGAUUUCAGAGUAAGAAUAGCAUAUUUACAUAUAUCUCUCAGUGGUUGGAUAUAAUGUUGAUUCUAAAGAUACAAUACACACUACUGUCUUCAUCUGUCUACAUCAAUCUAGCUGUCUCCCAACCCUUUCAUUUGUCUCAUCUUGCUCCCCCUUUAAUGAGUUUCCUAUUUAAUUUUCACUCUCA
Molecule: messenger RNA, 3231 nt
Organism: Penaeus monodon (black tiger shrimp)
Lineage: Eukaryota; Metazoa; Arthropoda; Malacostraca; Decapoda; Penaeidae
Product: frizzled-4-like
Exons: 4
Coding region: 291-2066 (591 amino acids)
Biological process (GO): canonical Wnt signaling pathway; non-canonical Wnt signaling pathway
Cellular component (GO): plasma membrane
Molecular function (GO): Wnt-protein binding; Wnt receptor activity
Source: RefSeq, a predicted model, not a curated record